ACUACGGCUUUUGAUCAGUAAGUCCUUAUCGAUCUGAAAUCACUGUUAGUUUGAGUCGUUUAUAACAUGCAUUUGAAAAAGCAACACUCGUCAAACAUAAUCAGCAUACUUAUUCUUUAUUAUCAUGAAAAUACAUGAAAAGGUUAAAAGAACAGCAAUAUAAUAUAUCCUUAAGCCAUUUCCUGAGCUGCGUGAUAGACGUUACCUCCAUCGUCCAAUCCCACAAUUCUAUGCGUAUGCGCGCAUGGGGAAUGUGAUUGGUCGAGCCUGGUCGAGUUCGAAAAAAUAAAAUGGCGGCCAAGAAAGCGACUGGAGCACAAAUUUAGCGUAAAUAUAAAUAUAUAUUUUCACUUUUUACACAAUUUAAUUGCAUUUCUAGUGAGAAAUUAGUUUUUUAGUUUUCAAAUAUGUGAUUAGUUAUCACAAAGGCGCUCUCUGUUUAUAUUUCAAACACGCUGCCUAUGAAGUGUCUUCAAAAGUGUUUCUCUGAGCUGCCUUCAUGCCUCUGAAGUCAUUUCCUCAUGAGGCAGCGAGGCAACAUAUCAGCUGCCUAAGUUUUCAGACGCAGACGAAGUGGGGGGGUGGGGUCUGUCUAUAUAAACAUCCCUCGUUCACUUGACAACAGUGUUUAGGGAAGUUCCAAAGUGCGUGUCUAAACUGAAGUGAAACGCAGCCCCGGUUGUUACAGAGGGGAAGAGAGUCAAACUUUACUGAGGCAAUCACAUUGAAGGAUGACUGUGAGGAUGCCCAUCAACGCAAAUCCAAAAAGCAAAUGGCCCACAUUGGGUCACAUCCUGGGUAAACUCAGUCCAGCGGGUUCAAUACCUCAGGACGUCAAACGUACAAUGUUGUACCUCUUAACAGCACUAGCGAUUCUGCAGAUUAUAGUGGGAAUCCUCAACAUCACAACAGGGAUUUUGUUUGCAAACUGGGGGACACAUGAUUACAUUAUGAUGUUUUAUGGUCCCUUUUGGCUUGGUGCUGUGUUCCUCAUUAUGACUCUUCUUGUAGGCUGCUGUAGGAGUGUUGUUUUGGAUAUUUUAUCUUUGUUCCUAAACCAAGUCAGUGCUUAUGUGGCUGUAAAGCGUAUUGCAUUGUAUUCAUGGGAUUUGGUGAGCGUGAACUAUUAUUCAGCCAAUGAUUAUUCAGCAACACUCAUCCAAGAACAGAUGAAGGGAGCUGAUGCCUUUCUGUACUUUGAGGAUUCAAAUAUGAUGUUUCGAAGGACCCUAGAUGUCAUGAUGAUAGCUUUGGCUGUUCUUCAGUACUGCUUAAGCAUCUAUUUUAUUCUCAAAGUAGUGAGAGUACUUGCCGAGAAGAAUGGACAAUUGGACAAACAGACCCAGUUCCGGUAGAUGUGAAAGUCGGCACACCUCUGAUCUACUGGUCGUCCUUCAACGUGAUGCCCAGCUGAUGCCUGACCAACGAUCACCCGCUUAAUCUCCGCUUAAUCUCCUUAUCCGUUUAUAUGUGUGUAUAUACAUAUAUAUCUCCCAAGGGUUUUUCCCUCCUAGGACUUUUUUUUUAUUUCCUCGGCUAAACAGCCCGGGGGUUUUUUUCUCCUAGGGGUUUUUUUUUACCCCGGGGAGGCAGCCUUCUUGGGCUUAACUUAGCUUCCUCUUCUAGACGUUACAUUAGUAAUACGCUCGCUUAUAAUGUCGAGUCAUAGCCGCAGCAAAUUUGACUGCUUAUGCUAUCGUGUAUUAUGUUGUGCUAUCUGUCGUUUUUCUGUGCUUUUACUGCUUCUAUUAAUGUAAAGCUGCUUUGAAACAAUUAAGUAUUGUGAAAAGCGCUAUAUAAAUAAAAUUGAAUUGAAUUGAAUUGAAUUAUAGUACACGGAUCUGGUAGCUGUGUUGAAAAAGUUGUUAAAGUUAACUUUUUAAAAAAACUUUCUCUGUUUUGCUUCACUGCUGAUUCUUGCCAUAUUUCCGUUGCCAAUAUGCACGCGCAUACACUGUAAAAAGUCAUUCUGCAGGCUUGUAGAUUUUAUGAAAUUGAAUAUGUAAACUUUAUUUAAUAAAAUUAAUUUCAUGUA
This is a messenger RNA of Misgurnus anguillicaudatus (oriental weatherfish), 2035 nucleotides long. Lineage: Eukaryota; Metazoa; Chordata; Actinopteri; Cypriniformes; Cobitidae. The record is from RefSeq and is a predicted model, not a curated record.